AACUUUCACCAAAAGAACGCACGAAACGCAGCGGAGCGACAUCUAAAAGUGAGGCUGCUUCAGCUUCAGCUCGACUAUGAAUCCAAUUCUUCAAACCUGAAAAAAUAAAGCCGCUAAUCAUUUCACGCUUUCUGUAAAUAAUAUUGGGAGCUGAAACUUGAUUACCUAAGAUGAAGAAGCUUCUAGAAUUUGGGAGGAAAGCAAUGUUCUAUAUUAGGGUUCUUUCAGGCUAUGAAGAGCGUCGAAUCCGUUCUUAUCGAUUGCAGAUGCAACAACGACUUCAACAGGCGGAGGAGAGGAAAGCAGCAAUAAGGAAGGUUCCUGAACAAAUGAUUUUGUCAGAAGUUAGGCGCAUGGUGGAAGAGAUGCAAGCUUUGAAUAAGAAGCUAGAGGAGACUGAGGCUGCUAUUGAUGACUAUUUCAAGCCAAUAAACAAGGAAGCAGAAGCAAUAGUGAAAAUGCAGCUUGAAGGAGAGGAGAAGAGAACGAAGGAGAUGAUGAAUAUCUUGCACAAACAAGCUUUUCUUGAGAAACAUCAGGCGGAGAAACUAAUAAGCGCAGAAAAUGUGGUCACGGAAAAACAUGGCCAAGAUAAAGCAUCUACAUAGAUCCCACCAAAAGUAACACUCUUUUGUAGAGUAUAAAAUUGUUCCUGAAAUUGAACAGUACGAAUUCAUGUUGUUUUGCCUCUUAGAUGUGGCAUGGUUUUGGCAAUCCAAAAAGGGAGGAGGAUCUCGCCCCUUCCAAAGCUUCUGAUAAAUUUGGAACGAGUAGAGAAGCAGGAAUUAGUUUGCUUAUUUCAAUUACACAUGCCAACGAUGAUUUCUGUUGUAAUUUAUACAUUGUCUCAAUGUGAUUUUCUCGUUCCCAGGUUCGAGUGUUAAUGGUUUCAGUAAAAAGCCAUUUCACAUUCAGCUUCAGCUUUGUAUCUGAUGAGUUUGUUACAGAAAACUGAAGGAAAAUUUUGAAAUAUGUCUGAUUAUAAUACAGUUUUUUAAGGAUC
Molecule: messenger RNA, 1003 nt
Organism: Nicotiana tabacum (common tobacco)
Lineage: Eukaryota; Viridiplantae; Streptophyta; Magnoliopsida; Solanales; Solanaceae
Source: RefSeq, a predicted model, not a curated record